Messenger RNA from Leptonychotes weddellii (Weddell seal), 449 nucleotides. The record is from RefSeq and is a predicted model, not a curated record. NCBI's taxonomy places the organism in Eukaryota, Metazoa, Chordata, Mammalia, Carnivora, Phocidae.
AUGAAUGCUGCCCUCACUUUCCUACAGACCCCUUUCGUUGAUAUCUGGCGGCGAGGCCACGGCCAGCUGGAUCUGUUGGGUGUGUCCUUCGCGUCCCUGAAGGAGCAGGUCGACAGUGAGCGGAGGCAGCAGCUGCUCGAGGAGGCCCAUCGGCUCUCAGACACACUUCGCAGCCUCAGGUCGGAGGAGGUCCAGCCUUUGGCAGCUCCUGAGGAAGAGAUGGCCAGCAACCAAGGUGACUCCCAGCACUGCCUCUGGGUGGACGAGUUCGCACCUCGGUCCUACACGGAGCUGCUCAGUGACGACGUGAGACCUUAUUGUUCAAGCGUGACCUGCUCUUUUGUUGCCAAAAACGAAAGUUGUAGGAUUUAGCUAAUUUUUAUGUUGUCAGUUUCCAGGGCAUUGGAAUGGAAGAGAUGGCUUUUUGGUGUUUUUAAGAUUUUAUUUAC